AUGACUGGCGGCGGCAAGUCUGGCGGCAAGGCCUCUGGUUCCAAGAACGCGCAAUCGCGUUCUUCCAAGGCUGGUCUCGCUUUCCCUGUUGGUCGUGUCCACCGUCUUCUCCGAAAGGGCAACUACGCUCAGCGUGUCGGUGCCGGUGCUCCCGUCUACCUCGCUGCCGUCCUUGAGUACCUCGCUGCCGAAAUCCUCGAGCUGGCUGGUAACGCUGCCCGCGACAACAAGAAGACCCGUAUCAUUCCCCGUCAUCUUCAGCUCGCCAUUCGAAACGAUGAGGAGUUGAACAAGCUUUUGGGUCACGUCACCAUCGCCCAGGGUGGUGUCCUCCCCAACAUUCACCAGAACCUCUUGCCCAAGAAGACAGGCAAGACUGGUAAGAACGCGAGCCAGGAGCUGUAA
Molecule: messenger RNA, 405 nt
Organism: Fusarium coffeatum
Lineage: Eukaryota; Fungi; Ascomycota; Sordariomycetes; Hypocreales; Nectriaceae
Exons: 3
Coding region: 1-405 (134 amino acids)
Cellular component (GO): nucleosome
Molecular function (GO): DNA binding; structural constituent of chromatin; protein heterodimerization activity
Source: RefSeq, a predicted model, not a curated record